UGUAGAGGGGCGUUACCUUGAGUGACGUCAAAUAUUCGCGACUUGAGACAGCAUGGUAGCAGAGACAUGCGUCUAAUGUUUAGACAAGGCAACUAGUAUUUGAUUAGCUAGCUAACGUUACUUCUUACUAACAUGGAUGUGCAAUUGAAAGGAUCAGAUGAAGACGGAUUUGGAAUAGAGAUUGUUCUUCAAGAGGGAGACAAAAAAGCACCAUCUUGUGUACAUGGUAAGUAACGUGAAACUACGUCUGAAUGAUAUAAAAGUUAGAUAGGUUUUGGGAAAAGGCCCAUAUGAACCUAGCUACCGUAUGAUAUGAAUACUAGCACGCUAACUACAGUUGUAUCUUACAUCUGAAUGAGGGUUAUUCGGUGAAGUAUGUUGAUGUUCUUGGCCCAUGCAGGUCCAACAUUGUUGUUUGAGAAGAACUGCAAAGGAGAGGAGAAAGUCCGGAGGUUUUAUGCCUGCUCAGCGUGCAGAGACAGAAAAGAAUGCAACUUUUUUCAGUGGGAAGAUGAAAAGGUAACAAUUAUCUUUUUGUAUCCCCUGGCAAAUAUAGUGGGCCUAAUAUACAUGUAACCCAGUCAAACGUUCCAGUGAUAGCCACUCUAGCACAGGUGGGAUUGGAAAUGUUCAGAAACGCGUGCAAAACAAACUGCUUUUGUCCAUUUGUUAGCAGCACAUAUAAACAUGUAGCUAGCAAUAAUGUCAUACUGCCAGAUGUAAUUACAGUAGGCUCAUAUUUACAUAUACGUCAUUUAGCAGACGCUCUUAUCCAGAGCAUAGUUCCAAUGUGUUAACGGUGAGCAUGGGAAGAGCUGUAUCACAACGUAUAGCUAUUCUCUUUGACUGUAUGCUCGCCAUACCUGUGCCAAAGAUGGUGGAUAAAUUUAAGAUAGAUUGCUCAGGCCUUUACCAUUGAAAAAAAGUACUUAACUGGGUGUGUCUCCCCGUAGACACCAAUGCAAUAGUAGCCGGGUCUACUUAGUUCAUUGGGAGAAUCUCAUUUGCAUCCUCUAGCCUCCUUCACAAAACCUAUUUGAGGAGGUCAGAGGGGGAGGACCUCUAGCUUUCUCAUCCAAUGGGACGCGAUGAGUAUGCAAUUGAGAUUCUCCAGUUGACUUUCAUUGAACCCGGAACCCUCGCUUCCUCUUCCGUCGCUGCCUGUGCAUCCCCACUUCCUGGUCACCUGUGAUGUGACCCAUGACCCAACAUAUAGUGCCCUCUAUCCAAAUUAAGUGUAUUAUACAAAGACAGACAAACUAUAGACCACACAACACAACAACCACAUAAGUUGGCCAAAAUGCCUCCUACAAUAGCCUACAUUUCCUUUUAUGGAAGCCCAAAUAAUGCCUCUGACUUCUUGAAAGUCCUUGUUUGUGCACAUGAAGUAGUUAACUACACUCCCUUAUUUUCACCAGGCGUGUGACAUGUCUGUUUGUGUUGUAGGUGUCUGAGGCCAGGCUUUUGGCCCGAGAGGAGGAGAACCGGUCAAAGAUGCCAACUUUUACCCAUCAGGAGUACUGCUCCAGGUAAAUAGCCUACACCUGUCCUGAUAUGUAGGGGACUCUAUCCAUGGAACUAUUCCAUUCCAAGUUAGAGAUGGAACGGUAUAGUUCUAUGGAUAACAGUCCAACUGUAAGUACCUUUACUAAGUUGCUAGACAGAUCAUAUUAUGAAUAUUUCACUUGAUAGAUCUUCUCACUACCUCUACAUAAUGUUCUUCCAAUUAAAACCAUGGUUGUUUGUUUCUUUCUUCCAAUCCAGGUUUAGAAAAGUUCCUCGCUCUUCCCCUAGGAAGGAAGUUCUGCCAGGACUGCCAGCUUCUCCUCCUACCAGGAGAAUGGGAAGCCCACGCCUCUCACAAGAUGUCGCAGGCUGAUGACAUCACAGAGGCCCGGCUGAGCAGGCCCAGUCUGAUGUUGAAACCCCUGGAGAACAAGAAGAGUAACGCCCAGUACCUCUUCGCCGACCGCAGCUGUCACUUCCUGUUGGAUACCAUGGCCAAGCGGGGCUACAGGAAGGUUCUCUGUGUCGGAACACCCAGGUGAGGGCUUUGAUUUGGACUUCCCUGUCUGUCGUGUUGUUUAAAACGGGUCAUGUUUAUUAGGGCCAAACGUUUUGCAAGUUAGGUUCACAUAGUACCUCCCGCUUCAUGGCGUUCCAGAGUGUUGUCUUCCAUUUCGUGCCUACUGGACAUUUAGAUUAGAUUCAAGUGCUUUGUUACGCUCUUUGAAUUGUUGUGAUUUGUCUUGUGUUUAAAAUAUAUCCAUCCAAAGUAUCAUAGCCAAUAAUUAAAUGUACAGACAUUCUAUAUUACAAUGUUAUGUGUUUCUGGGAUUGCUUGUUAUUAUGUAUGAUUGAUUGUUUAAUUCACUAUUUCUUCCAGACUACAUGAGCUGAUCAAGCUAAGAAACCAGGAAGGUAAGGGUGAGCCCAUGAAGAGUCUGCUACUGGAUAUAGACUUCAGGUCAGUUUUAUUUUAUUACAUUUACAUUUUAGUCAUUUAGCAGACGCUCUUAUCCAGAGCGACUUACAGUUAGUGAAUACAUAUAUAUAUAUAUAUAUUUUUUUUUUCAUACUGGUCCCCUGUGGGAAUCAAACCCACAACCCUGGUGUUGCAAACGCCAUGCUUUAUCAACUGAGCUACAUCCCUGCCGGCCAUUCCCUCCCCUACCCUGGACAACGCUAGGCCAAUUGUGCGCUGCCCAUAAGGUCACACAAUGCAUUGCUCAGAUUAACAUUUGCUAUGAUUGAACAAAACAGGCAUAGAAAAUAAUUGAGAGUAGAGCAAACACUUUGAAUAGUACAUGAAUGUGCAUAUCGAACGAUGCUUAUUGACAUUUAUGGAUUGCUAUGGGAGUGUUGACGUCCCAUAUCUCUAUAUGGCUGGGCCACACCUGUCCCUCCGAUGGUCUUAGGAAGCGGAACGCAGGGUACAGGGGCUCCGUGAACUGAUGAUGCACCCUAUCAAACACGGUCAUCAAGGCUGCAGAGAACUCCUGCAGGACCUUCAUAGUCUCGGCAUCGUAGAACGCCAGCUUUCCCUUCUCGUAGUGCACCCACACGCCCACCCUACCUGGCACCCUUCGCCCGCUGGCGGAGCACGACACGUGCCUGUCGUUGUGCCAGGCGGAGAGACGGCCAUGCCUGAGUUCCACACACCACGAGUUUCUGUUCCGCCCCAGCUUGGCACCUUUGUCCCGCCCCUUCCGGUCCAUGCUGCUGUAGGCCACGCCCACAGCCCAGGCGGAGCAGUAGCGGACGUCGGCCUCCCAGUAGCGUUGGCCCGUUGUCACGGCGACAGAGCCCAGGGCACAGCAGAUCUUGUCAAACUGGAGGGGGUGCUCUGGAGCAGACUGGGCGGAGUCGGAGAAGCACAUGCCCCGUCCCUCUCCUGUCACUGUGAUCUUGCUAUGGCAGGUCUGCCUGUCAAUCAUCACUGUGGAGGAAUCUGCAAACGGAUUGGAACAGAAACACUUUCUGUAUCUGUAACCUCAUCUGUUUUCCCCCCCCCAAAAUCCUACCUAGAUCCAGAGUGAGAUUUUACCAUGUAGAUAUUUGGUCAUAGCCUCUGUGGCUAGAUUGAUAAGCAGACGUAAGGUAUGUUACCCAGCAGCAGUGUCUUCCUCUGAAGCUGGGCCUUCAGGUCCUUGUAGAAGGAGUGUAGGGUUCUCAGAAGCUUCUCAAACCGCUCUUCAUUCAGCCGGAUCUCUGCUUCGGAAGCAUCCGGCUUCUUAUGGCUACAGGGGGACAGACAGUUCCACAUGUACUUAGCCCAAUGCCAGAGUUCCUAUACGUUUUCAUCAAAAAAGCUAGUCAUAACAUCUCAAAAUAAGGAUAUUGGAGAAAUUAGAGAUUACUAUAAUAUAUUUUUUACCUGAGAUUGUCAGGAAGAUUCUGUAAAAUGGAGUACACACAAUUGUUGAAAUAGCAUAACAUUUACAUUUACGUCAUUUAGCAGACGCUCUUAUCCAGAGCGACUUACAGUUAGUGAGUGCAUACAUUUUAAUUUUUUAUACUGGAAUUGAACCCACAACCCUGGCGUUGCAAACGCCAUGCUCUACCAACUGAGCUACAUCCCUGCCUGCCAUUCCCUCCCCUACCCUGGACGACGCUGGGCCAAUUGUGCGCCGCCCCAUGGGUCUACAACACUGAAACUCUGGUUAGCCUACAUGUAGUUCAUCUGCAGUAUCUAGAAUUAGACCUGUGUAUCGCCCCCUGUCCAAGUCUGCCCCAGGGCUUUCUGGGUAGUGGUGACGCUCCUCUGGACCUGUCCCAGGUGCUGGUCCCAGCCCUUCAGGACCUGGUCUAGUCUGGCGCUGGUCUCUAUGAGGUCCAGCUCCAGCGAGUCCACCAUGGCCUGCAGGUCUCUCUGCAGGGCGGCCCUCAUGCCCUCGAACCUCUCUCUCACCUGGUGCUUCAUCACCUCUGUGCGCCUCUUCAUCAUGAUGAGAGGGGAGGAAAUUGGGGAGUUAAAGGGAACCCAUAGCUUAGAUGCAAGUCUUGUUUCUGAGUUAGCAGAACUUUUGAGUUAGCAGACUGGCACCAGCGCUAGGGAACUUGAAGUCUCUCUAAUCCAUUAUUUUAGCUAGUCUGCGUUAGCAAUGCAAGGUUAGGAAAUAUGGAGAGAAUUCUCUAUGGGUUGUAUUGCCCUUGGCUGCAGUGGCACUCAUGGACCAUAGGGAGGCAGUGUUGUACUCACAGAGAGAUCAGCCUUGCGUUUCUUCAGAGAUAGAAUGUGGGCCUUAGUUCUGGUUCUCUCUGACUGCAGUUCCUCCAAUCGUCUGGACAGCUGCUCCUACAGCACAGAUAGGGUUUGAGAGGACAAAACAGUGAAACUCCAUUGAUGGUUUCUAAAUUACUGCAAAUGAGAAUUGCUUCUGAAUAGAUUGAUUCUCAGUCACUGCUAAUGACGAAUGAUUUUGAAUCGAUUGGUUUCCAUUUAGCUAGUGCAAAUGAGAAUUGCUUCUCAAUCGACCAUCUUGGUUAAACAAAGGUGAAAUACUAGAGAUUACCAUCAGGAAAUCAUUCAUCAUUGGGAACAGUACUAGUAGCAGUCGGAUACCUUGGUCCCAUUCUACACAAUCAUAACAUUUACCUCAGAGAGCUUUCUGGAUGCUGCUAUCUUGCGGAUGAGCUUUGGGGAGCGAGGGUACGGCUGAACCACCCCCUCUCCAGCAGAAUGACUGUCGAGGGGGACCAGUGAGAGAGCGCCGUCCUGUAACACUGCCUGAUAUUCUACAGGGGGAACCAUGGCACCACUCUGGGCUGAGAGCGAAGAGCCGGGGGACACUUCCAGUCUCUGGCCAUCGGUUAUUGGGUCCUUAUCUGCCAUGGCUAAGCAAGAUGUACACACUUGUCAGUGGUAGUCACAUAGAUGUACAAGAUAGGAACCACAGUGUCCCUUAACGUUGGAGCAUCUGUUCCAAGUGUCAUCACUACCAAUCUCCUUUUGUGGCUUUACGGGGGGUCAGUAUGAAAAUGUGUGCACUCACUAACUGUAAGUCGCUCUGGAUAAGAGCGUCUGCUAAAUGACUGAAAUGUAUUAAACUUAGACACAAUCUUAAGUCUAUUCCCUAUCACUGUGCAUUGAUGAUCCCCUUCAUUCAAGAUGUGGUUGAAAGUUGGAGGUGAAUUCAGAAUUCAAUCUAACAAAUGUGAUGGCUGUGUGAUUGUAUUUUGUAAGCGAACUGGUUUGUCUGGUUUUUGGAGGCUGCUAUUGCUGCGGUCUUGAGGCUUGUCUGUUGAAACAUGCCUGCUCUCUCCACGCUCCAUUAUGAUAAAUCUAUGCACAACUUAGGUUCUUGUCAAAGUUUGCAAAAAUACAGGUACUGCUACAACUUAGUAAAAUAAAUAAUUAGCAUGAUAGCUAGGCUAAUUACAGGAUAGCAGAACAGAUUCAUGCAUCAUUUAGCUGCUCAAUGCAUUUCACUGAAAGGAAUUAUUGAAGCAUGUUUACCAAUGCCUUGUGUCGUUCAAUCAUAACCAUCCUGCAGCUUUAAGGAAAUGAGUUCUUUGCCAGUUCUGUGCCCAACAAUCCCAAAUGAAUCUAUAUUGGUAUAGCCUAAUGUAUGUUUAUGAGAUGUAUGUAUGUCUAUACUCACUCUGUUCCUAUGUCUCAUCCGUUCUCUGUGCGUGUCUGUUAGGAAUGUGUCAGAUUGAACAUCAGCAAGGGUGUAAUAACGAGUAACAAGCUGAAGCCUGUGUGGGUGUAUUUACUGUUGCUCAAGUGCCCUUCAGUGAUUUUAUUUUUCCAAGAUUGGAAAUGUAUAAUCACACCAAUACAACCCAGUGGACUUUCUGUUCACUACAGGAGGCGGCUAACCGCCGUGGUAGUCCCACCCUAAUCCACCCUGCCGUGGUAGUCCCACCCUAAUCCACCCUGCUCCAUGCUCAUACUGAUCCUACAUUACAUGGAAUGAACGAUGUAAUGAAAGCACUAUCAGAUGUCAUGUGGAAAUCUUCUUGUUUUUGUCUGUUCCAGAUAUGCUCAGUUCUAUGGCGAGGACGAGUUCUGUCACUACAACAUGUUCAACCAUCACUUCUUUGGAGGAGAGGUAAAAGUUUGACCCUCAUGAUUGUCUUAAAUUAAUUUAUCCAAAGGCUUGAUCCUUUUUUUUUUUGAAUGAGUAUCGAACUCCAUGUAAUGUUUUUACACAGGCAGCGAGCGGGGUCCUCCAAGCCUUCCUCAGUGAGGAAAAUGGGGAGAAGGUAAUCCUGGUGUCUGACCCUCCAUUCGGGGGCCUGGUGAAGCCUCUGGCCCACAGUUUCUCCCAAAUCUCAGAGACGUGGCGGAAACUGCAGACCGCCGGUUAGUGUUGCAGUGAAUGAAUUUGUCUCCGCUAAUAAAUAAAAUGCAUAUCGAUUACAUUAAGUAUUAUUAAAAACGUAAUGCAUUUUCCAAUUUAAAACAUUGACAUAUACAGUGAGGGGGAAAAAGUAUUUGAUCCCCUGCUGAUUUUGUACGUUUGCCCACUGACAAAGACAUGAUCAGUGUAUAAUUUUAAAUGGUAGGUUUAUUUGAACAGUGAGAGACAAAAUAACAACAACAAAAUCCAGAAAAACGCAUGUCAAAAAUGUUAUAAAUUGAUUUGCAUUUUAAUGAGGGAAAUAAGUAUUUGACCCCUCUGCAAAACAUGACUUAGUACUUGGUGGCAAAACCCUUGUUGGCAAUCACAGAGGUCAGACGUUUCUUGUAGUUGGCCACCAGGUUUGCACACAUCUCAGUAGGGAUUUUGUCCCACUCCUCUAUGCAGAUCUUCUCCAAGUCAUUAAGGUUUCGAGCCUGACGUUUGGCAACUCAAACCUUCAGCUCCCUCCACAGAUUUUCUAUGGGAUUAAGGUCUGGAGACUGGCUAGGACACUCCGGGACCUUAAUGUGCUUCUUCUUGAGCCACUCCUUUGUUGCCUUGGCCGUGUGUUUUGGGUCAUUGUCAUGCUGGAAUACCCAUCCACGACCCAUUUUCAAUGCCCUGGCUGAGGGAAGGAGGUUCUUUCCCAAGAUUUGACGGUACAUGGCCCCGUCCAUCGUCCCUUUGAUGCGGUGAAGUUGUCCUGUCCCCUUAGCAGAAACCCCCACCCAAAGCAUAAUGUUUCCACCUCCAUGUUUGACGGUGGGGAUGGUGUUCUUGGGGUCAUAGGCAGCAUUCCUCCUCCUCCAAACACGGCGAGUUGAGUUGAUGCCAAAGAGCUCGAUUUUGGUCUCAUCUGACCACAACACUUUCACCCAGUUCUCCUCUGAAUCAUUCAGAUGUUCAUUGGCAAACUUUAGAUGGCCCUGUAUAUGUGCUUUCUUGAGCAGGGGGACCUUGCGGGCGCUGCAGGAUUUCAGUCCUUCACGGCGUAGUGUGUUACCAAUUGUUUUCUUGGUGACUAUGGUCCCAGCUGCCUUGAGAUCAUUGACAAGAUCCUCCUGUGUAGUUCUGGGCUGAUUCCUCACUGUUCUCAUGAUCAUUUCAACUCCACGAGGUGAGAUCUUGCAUGGAGCCCCAAGCCGAGGGAGAUUGACAGUUAUUUUGUGUUUCUUCCAUUUGCGAAUAAUCGCACCAACUGUUGUCACCGUCUCACCAAGCUGCUUGCCGAUGUUCUUGUAGCCCAUUCCAGCCUUGUGUAGGUCUACAAUCUUGUCCCUGACAUCCUUGGAGAGCUCUUUGGUCUUAGCCAUGGUGGGGAGUUUGGAAUCUGAUUGAUUGCUUCUGUGGACAGAUGUCUUUUAUACAGGUAACAAACUGAGAUUAGGAGCACUCCCUUUAAGAGUGUGCUCCUAAUCUCAGCUCAUUACCUGUAUAAAAUACACCUGGGAGCCAGAAAUCUUUCUGAUUGAGAGGGGGUCAAAUGCUUAUUUCCCUCAUUUAAAAUGCAAAUCAAUUUUAUAAAAAAAAAAUCUGGAUUAUUUUGUUGUCAUUCUGUCUCUCACUGUUCAAGAAAAACCUACCAUUACAAUUAUAGACUGAUCAUUUCUUUGUCAGUGGGCAAACGUACAAAAUCAGCAGGGGAUCAAAUACUUUUUUCCCUCACUAUAUGUUCUAUAAGUAGAAAUGAAGGACUUAAAUCCAUAACCUGAUUUAUUUUGUGUGUGUUUCUCCAGAGAACAGUGUUGUGGAGAUACCUAUGGUGUGGAGCUUCCCCUACUUCUUUGAGCCGCGCAUCCUGGAGUGCUUCCCCUCUUUCACCAUGCUAGACUACCAGGUAAGCCAGUUGUAUUCAGACAUAUUGGCGAAUCUCAGGAGCACAGCUUGACAUAUGUGCAUUAGUAAAAGAUAAUGAUUGAUAAUAAUGUGCAUUUACGAGGGGAAAAAGUAUUUGAUCCCCUCUCAAUCAGAAAGAUUUCUGGCUCCCAGGUGUCUUUUAUACAGGUAAUGAGCUGAGAUUAGGAGCACACUCUUAAAGGGAGUGCUCCUAAUCUCAGUUUGUUACCUGUAUAAAAGACACCUGUCCACAGAAGCAAUCAAUCAAUCAAAUUCCAAACUCUCCACCAUGGCUAAGACCAAAGAGCUCUCCAAGGAUGUCAGGGACAAGAUUGUAGACCUACACAAGGCUGGAAUGGGCUACAAGACCAUCGCCAAGCAGCUUGGUGAGAAGGUGACAACAGUUGGUGCGAUUAUUCGCAAAUGGAAGAAACACAAAAUAACUGUCAAUCUCCCUCGGCCUGGGGCUCCAUGCAAGAUCUCACCAAGUGGAGUUGCAAUGAUCAUGAGAACGGUGAGGAAUCAGCCCAGAACUACACAGGAGGAUCUUGUCAAUGAUCUCAAGGCAGCUGGGACCAUAGUCACCAAGAAAAGUAUUGGUAACACACUACGCCGUGAAGGACUAAAAUCCUGCAGCUCCCGCAAGGUCCCCCUGCUCAAGAAAGCACAUAUACAUGCCCGUCUGAAGUUUGCCAAUGAACAUCUGAAUAAUUCAGAGGAGAACUGGGUGAAAGUGAUGUGGUCAGAUGAGACCAAAAUGUAGCUCUUUGGCAUCAACUCAACUCGCCGUGUUUGGAGGAGGAGGAAUGCUGCCUAUGAACCCAAGAACACCAUCCCCACCUUCAAACAUGGAGGUGGAAACAUUAUGCUUUGGGGGGGGGUUUUCUGCUAAGGGGUCAGGACAACUUCACCGCAUCAAAGGGACGAUGGACGGGGCCAUGUACCGUCAAAUCUUGGGUGAGAACCUCCUUCCCUCAGCCAGGGCAUUAAAAAAAUGGGUCGUGGAUGGGUAUUCCAGCAUGACAAUGACCCCAAAACACACGGCCAAGGCAUCAAAGGAGUGGCUCAAGAAGAAGCACAUUAAGGUCCUGGAGUGGCCUAGCCAGUCUCCAGACCUUAAUCCCAUAGAAAAUCUGUGGAGGGAGCUGAAGGUUCGAGUUGCCAAACGUCAGCCUCGAAACCUUAAUGACUUGGAGAAGAUCUGCAAAGAGGAGUUGGACAAAAUCUGCAAAGAGGAGUUGGACAAAAUCCCUCCUGAGAUGUGUGCAAAUCUGGUGGCCAACUACAAGAAACGUCUGACCUCUGUGAUUGCCAACAAGGGUUUUGCCACCAAGUACUAAGUCAUGUUUUGCAGAGGGGUCAAAUACUUAUUUCCCUCAUUAAAAUGCAAAUCAAUUUCUAACAUUUUUGACAUGCGUUUUUCUGGAUUUUUCUGUUGUUAUUCUGUCUCUCACUGUUCAAAUAAACCUACCAUUUAAAAGGAUAGACUGAUCAUGUCUUUGUCAGUGGGCAAACAUACAAAAUCAGCAGGGGAUCAAAUACUUUUUUCCCUCACUGUAUGUCUACCCGAGGUCUCUCUGCUUGGCACUCUGCAUUAAGGAUUGAGGGUAAGUCCCUGUUAUAGACUAGCGUCCUGUCCAGGGAGUGUACUCACUCUACAGAAACUGGACUAUGGACCUUUCUGGCUCGGACAAGGCUACUUACUUAACUUUGUUCUACUGUAUGUAGCCCUUCCACCACCAAACGGACUCAUUAGGUAGCCCUUACACCACCAAACGGACUCAUUAGGUAGCCCUUCCACUACCAAACUGACUCAUUAGGUAGCCCUUCCACUACCAAACGGACUCAUUAGGUAGCCCUUCCACCACCAAACGGACUCAUUAGGUAGCCCUUACACUACCAAACUGACUCAUUAGGCAGCCCUUACACUACCAAACUGACUCAUUAGGUAGCCCUUCCACCACCAAACUGACUCAUUAGGUAGCCCUUCCACCACCAAACUGACUCAUCAGGUAGCCCUUCCACCACCAAACUGACUCAUUGUUGUUCUCCUAGGUGGACUAUGACAACCAUCCCCUCUAUAAACAUGGAAAGACGGGCAGAAAGCAGUCCCCUGUCCGCCUGUUCACCAACCUGACACCACGAGACAUCAUCCUCCCUAAGGAGGAGGGUUACAGGUACACACACACCAACCUGACACCACGAGACAUCAUCCUCCCUAAGGUGGAGGGUUACAGGGACACGCACCAACCUGACCCCACGAGACAUCAUCCUCCCUAAGGAGGAGGGUUACAGGUACACACACCAACCUGACACCACGAGACAUCAUCCUCCCUAAGGAGGAGGGUUACAGGUACACACACCAACCUGACACCACGAGACAUCAUCCUCCCUAAGGUGGAGGGUUACAGGGACACACACCAACCUGACACCACGAGACAUCAUCCUCCCUAAGGUGGAGGGUUACAGGUACACACACCAACCUGACACCACGAGACAUCAUCCUCCCUAAGGUGGAGGGUUACACACACACACCAACCUGACACCACGAGACAUCAUCCUCCCUAAGGAGGAGGGUUACAGGGUCACACACCAACCUGACACCACGAGACAUCAUCCUCCCUAAGGUGGAGGGUUACAGGGACACACACCAACCUGACACCACGAGACAUCAACCUCCCUAAGGUGGAGGGUUACAGGGUCACACACCAACCUGACACCACGAGACAUCAUCCUCCCUAAGGUGGAGGGUUACAGGGACACACACCAACCUGACACCACGAGACAUCAUCCUCCCUAAGGAGGAGGGUUACAGGUACCCACACACUAACCUGACACCACGAGACAUCAUCCUCCCUAAGGUGGAGGGUUACAGGUACACACACACCAACCUGACACCACGAGACAUCAUCCUCCCUAAGGUGGAGGGUUACACACACACACCAACCUGACACCACGAGACAUCAUCCUCCCUAAGGAGGAGGGUUACAGGGUCACACACCAACCUGACACCACGAGACAUCAUCCUCCCUAAGGUGGAGGGUUACAGGGACACACACCAACCUGACACCACGAGACAUCAACCUCCCUAAGGUGGAGGGUUACAGGGUCACACACCAACCUGACACCACGAGACAUCAUCCUCCCUAAGGUGGAGGGUUACAGGGACACACACCAACCUGACACCACGAGACAUCAUCCUCCCUAAGGAGGAGGGUUACAGGUACCCACACACCAACCUGACACCACGAGACAUCAUCCUCUCUAAGGUGGAGGGUUACAGGUACACACACCAACCUGACACCACGAGACAUCAUCCUCCCUAAGGAGGAGGGUUACAGGUACACACACACACACCAACCUGACACCACGAGACAUCAUCCUCCCUAAGGUGGAGGGUUACAGGGACACACACCAACCUGACACCACGAGACAUCAUCCUCCCUAAGGAGGAGGGUUACAGGUACACACACACCAACCUGACACCACGAGACAUCAUCCUCCCUAAGGAGGAGGGUUACACACACACCAACCUGACACCACGAGACAUCAUCCUCCCUAAAGAGGAGGGUUACACACACACCAACCUGACACCACGAGACAUCAUCCUCCCUAAGGAGGAGGGUUACAGGGACACACACCAACCUGACACCACGAGACAUCAUCCUCCCUAAGGAGGAGGGUUACAGGUACACACACACCAACCUGACCCUCCUUCCUGAGAGGGGCUUACAGGUACAACCAAUUAUUCCCUGUCCCACAUGAGCCAAAUGCCUGUUACAGUAAUAUAAUCAUAUUAAGAUGUCAUCCUAAAUGGAACAUGGAAAAUAUAGUUAAUCAUCUUAUUGGUCAGAUUAAAAAGGAUUCAUUUUGGUGGGAUAAGUAUUAGAGAGGAGUUCUUAAGAGGCCAGAUUAAAUUAGAUCCAUCUGUUUUUUUCCUUGUCAUAGAUUCUGCAAAGUCUGUGAGAGAUAUGUGUGGUCUGAGAACAAGCAUUGUACUAAAUGCAACUUGUGCCCUUCAAAGGUAUGUAUUUCCCCGUGGCAGGCUGAAAAAUUACUGUUUAACUUGAUGAAAUAGUUAGCUACAUUGCGUUGAAUUAGAGGUGCAUGUGCUUCACAUGCUGCAAUAUCACUUUUCACAACAGGUCAGACUUUUCAUAAUGUUUGUUCUUUCAGGAUGGGAGAGAGUGGAAGCAUUGCUCAGAGUGUCAGAAGUGUGUGAAGCCAUGUGAGUAUCUCCCAGACUGCCAACACUGUCAAACCCCAAUGUUUGGGUUGAGUGAUUGUUUGACUGGUACCUCUGCCCUCUCUCCCUCCCUCCCCAGCCUGGCGUCACUGCCAGUCCUGUGGGCGCUGUGCCCUCCGGGACCAUCCCUGUGGGAACAGCCCGGGUCUGGAAGGCUGUUUCAACUGUGGCAGCUUGAAGCACAAACACAGAGCCUGUCCCCUCAAAGACAAACAGAGGACCAUUAACAAGUGAGUUUACUCUACUCCAUAUACCCAGACACAACACAAAGAGAAACACAGACACACAGGGCUGGUACAUUUUAUUUCCCAAGACACUAAACUACUGUAUGUUCCCAGCUCUACCCAUAUCAGUACAGUUUUGUUACACACCCUAAAUGGCGUGUUUCUCUGAGGGUUCGAACUGAUUUUGUUUGCCUGUGUGAGUGUGUCUGAACUUGUUCUCUCUCUCCCUCCCUCUCCUGUCCCAGUAAGACUAAAGGAGGCAGGAUCCUGCCCAAACAACAACCCAAAAAGUCAAAUUCCAAGAGGAAGUCUGGAGCCCAGCGCAGAGCCAACAAGUUGAAGAAGACAGCAGAAUAGGUCACAUAACCCCACUUUCACAAUCACCACACAGCAAGGGAGAUGUGUGUGUAGCAGAUGUGAAGUAGUUAGUCACUAGUUGCCAUCUUACAUGUGUGGUUGCUGUACUGUAGACAGUCAAAGAAUCUUUAAAGAAAUGUAAAUUAUGUUUUUGCUUAAUAAAGAUAGAAUGUUACACCACCA
Messenger RNA from Coregonus sp. 'balchen', 13697 nucleotides. The record is from the annotation of a GenBank genome assembly. NCBI's taxonomy places the organism in Eukaryota, Metazoa, Chordata, Actinopteri, Salmoniformes, Salmonidae.